Diabrotica balteata is the source of this 10543-nucleotide messenger RNA. The record is from the annotation of a GenBank genome assembly. Lineage: Eukaryota; Metazoa; Arthropoda; Insecta; Coleoptera; Chrysomelidae.
AUUAAAUUUGUUUCCUAUAAGAAUUGCAUAUAUGUAUCAUGAUUCUUCAUAGCCUAAAUAAUGUGAUUUGUGUGAACAAAAUCAUGUGCUUUGUAAAAGUUAUAGCUAUAACUUGACAUAUGGGUUGGAAUUGGAACUCUGAAGUGUAGGAAGUGCAUCAUGAAUUGUAUAAUAUUUGGGGCAAAGACCAUUUUCAGUCAAAAUAAAUGAACCACCAGUAGUAAACAAGUCAAAAUAGGUUAUGUUAUCAUAUUUUGUUUUAAUGGCUCGUGAUGUAAUCCAUUUAAACUAACAUAACGUAAAUAUUUGUUUGACGUUGUUUACUUUGGAUAAACCACUAAUAUUAAAACAUUUGUAUGGAAAUUGAUAGAGCUUUUAUAUUAAAUUGAAAUUUGAGAGUCUGUCAAAUCUGAAUCGUUUGUUUUGUGAUAGUGGGAAGUUAAUUUUUAAACAUUAAUAGGAUUAUAAUAUAUUGAUCGUGUCUGUGAUAGUGAUUUAACAUUAUUUAGGAACAACUUGAUAUGUGAAACAUAUUCGUAGUGUUAUAAUGGAAUUUGAUUCCCAAAGUCAAUGUUCUGAUGAAGGUGUAGAGUUAUCUAUAUCAGAAAAUGGGGAAAUAUACUUGUCGGACUAUCCCUUUUUGGAAGACACGCAACCAUCAUUUUUGGAGGCAAAAACAGUAUAUUUGUUAAUGCAAAAGGAUGUUCCAAUUUCAAGAGCCUCACGUUUGCAGUGGCUUUUAGACCAUUUGAAUACCAUAGUUACUCCUAGUCAAAAAGUAGCGGAGAUAUCCAACAAUUUGGAGAUAAUAUCUGCUAUUCCUAGAGAACACAGUCUGCCAAUGAAAUGUAAUAGAUUUUUAGUCACCUAUCGGACUGAAGUAAAAUUCAUAGCUCAAAGCUACCGAUUUGUAUACUGUUUAGACAUGAGUCCAUCACAUGCAAACGUAGAUACUCAGAAGAAUAGUAUCCUGUUUGAUGAGAUUUUGAAUUGUUUUAAUGCUAGUAUAGAUGGGCUUUGUAAAGAGUUUACAAUUCCUGGAAGUUCAAUAACCCUUCAACCAAAUAUAUACCUCACUGUAAUAGUAAACACUCCAUUUUUUUUAAGUCCCGCACAACAAGUUCUUGUCAAAGGAGUGCAAAUAACAGUAAAUAAUCUUAAAGAAAUCUUAAAAUAUGUUGAAAGACAGUUUCACAUUCUAGAAGAAAAAAUUGCAGACGUUUGUUCCAAAGCUCUGGAUCACCUUGAUUCUCAGAGGAAUCAAAAUGAACAUUUAAUGGGCGAUUUAUUUGAUUCACCAGAUACUGGAAAGAUGUAUUCUCGCAUACCUAUGGUGACACCAGAUGUCAAUUUUGUAAAUAUGCUACGGUACUCAAUGCUAGCUAUCUCUCUUCUUCCAGAGAACAGCUUAAGUCAUAUUCUAGUCAUAACAGAUGGGGUAGUUGCAAUGCCGGAUUCAAACAUAAUGGAAUCUUUACUGUUUCAAUUACACUAUGAUAGUAUAGCCAUUUCAUUUUUGAAAGUUGGUUCUAGUUUUCAUCCUCAUUCAGGUGCUGGAUUUGUUUCAUAUACCGAAUUAUUAUAUUUCUUUGCAUAUUCCACUUUAGGAACAUGCUUGGAAAAUUUUGUUAAAGUCCCACGUGAGCCGUCCACAGAAAUGAACAUUUACCAUGAACUAUUUCUAUUAUGGUCAUUUCACAGCACCAACCGAUACGCUUGUUCUAAAGUAUGUGAUAGUAACAGAUGGACUUCUGCAAACGAAACUUUUUGUAGCCAUAAAAUGCCAUCUCUACUUUCUAAACGACAGACUGAUGAUAAUGUAAGUGCUUCCAUUUUACUUUUAUUAUCAAGAAGAAUCAGGGAGGGUUUUACAAUAGAUAACAUUUUCUACAUGAAUGGGAACUUAGAAAUUAAACUUAUACUUCAAUGGAAAGCAUCAAUUUACGUUCAUUAUAGAGUAAGAUCUCAAUGGCCUGCUUCUAAAAAUAUCACACAUUUUGAAGUAUACAUAUCAGCUCCUUAUGAGUUUCUUCAUGAUAUUACGUGUAUAAUAAAAAAAGAAUCCAAAUCUUUAUACAGACAAGCUAUUAUAGAACGUUUCUGGAUGAGACUGUCCCAAUUAUCAUCAGGGGAUUUAGGCCUAGCUCAACAAUUAAGUUCUUUCCAAAGUAACAAAGACUGGUAUACUCUCCCAGAGAGUGUACGGAAUGGAAUACCUGUAUAUGUGCUAAAUAACUCCAGUUGUUCAGACGCAACAAGACUCAUUCUGUCUCCAAGUGAUGUUUCAAGUCUAAAGUUCAUAAACAUGUGGCAGCCAAUAUGUCAAAUGGAAACAAAUAACUGGAGGAAAUGGUUCCAUGUUCAUAAAAUUUCUCUAAUCUUGCAGCAUGAUAAUCCUCUUCCCAAGUAUUUACAUUCAGCAAAUGCUUCUCAAAGAUUCCAAAUUGUUCAAUGUAGACAAGCAGCAACAGCUUUGUACGGUCUCCUUGCAGAUUGGGCUACUUUUAUUUUAGUUGACAACCAUACUUACUUAAAACUGCUGUAUAAGGAGAGUGAUAAACCUCCCACUUGGUUCUGCAUAGUCAGAAUUUCCUCAAAAUUUCCUUGUACUGUGCUUAAUAUUGGGUUUACGACAGGCACACCAGGAAAUAUGAGGCAUGAGAUUAUUGAAGACCUAAAACUUGAAGUAUCAGCUUUGUGUUACCUUUCCAGCCCUCAAAAAAUCAAAGAAAAUUAUUGCUGUGUUUUAUUGCAAAAACCGCUAGAAAAAAUUCUUAUAAGGUAUGAAAGAAUUCCUAAUAGCUACUCCACUGUUAUUUUUCCUGAUGGCACUCAACCUCCAAACCCAAGCCUGUAUUUUCCUUCUCCAGUCACAGGAACCUUGUUUACCACACUCUCAAGAUACCUUUUUCAUAAGAGAUGGAUAUGGAGUACAAAUCUUCCUUCAAAUCCCAGACUACCUGAUUAUGCUGUAUCCAGGAUUCUUAAUACUCUUACCAGGAUGAGAAUUAAAGAAGGCUUCAGUUUCGCAUAUUCAGCCUCUGGUAUCAUAACAAUGGUACUAGAAGUAUGGAUGGACACCUGUUCUACAUGUAUCGUUCAAUACGUUCUCUUCCCCGCUCAUUAUGCGAACGUUUGUGAUGAAUCAUACAGUGGCUCAGAUGACGAAAACGAGCAAUCUUCAGACAAUGAAGCAGAGCUACAAAUGGUCACCGAAGUUUGGAUUGAGCCCCAGUAUGGUACUGUUGUACCAAACAAUUCAAGGAUUAGUUAUGCUGACAACAAACAUUAUUUUGAGAUUGCCAAUGCAAUUUAUAAGGUAGACUGUCAGUGUAUCAGUUCUCUUUUAACAAUGGAACAUUUAAACUUAAUGUGUCAAGAUAAAGAUGACCUCGAAGACAAUAAUUUAAGUUUAUUUAAUCACUCAUCUCUGUUGGGUGCUAGUCGAAAAAGUUUUUCACGUAGAAGUAGCAAGAAUAGUUAUGUAGAUUCACCUGUACCUGAGAGAGGAACCCAAUGGUAUCCCAUCCUUUCGGAAAGAAUCGAGCACAUUCCAUUUAAAUUUGACCCAAUAGGCAUCUUGCCUUUGUGUCAACAAACCGAACUGUUAUAUUCGAUGUUUAAAGAGACUAAUGAAAAUAUUUGUUUGAAAGAAUGUAGUGUAGAUAAGGCAAACAAGUUAUUAUUAGAAAACUUUCUAGAACAUUUAGGGUUAUUACAUGACCACGAAUUAGAGCUCACCAAAGAAGAUUCUGAUAGGUUUACACAAGAAGUUUUACUGAGGCAUAAGAACAAACAUCCACAUAUAUGCCCUAUUUCCGAAAGACUCACAUAUGCUAACUCACAUCAAACUGACGAAAAGACUGCUUCUCAGUGGCGAUGCUUUGUAAAGGGCAUAUCAGUCACCCAUGUAAUACUAACAUUCGCCCCAGCUACACUAGAUGAUCUCAAAUCUCUUCUGUCAAGCGAUAGUACAAACAUUCCAAGUCUGAAUCAAAGUUUAGACAGUGUAGAUAGAUCUCCGUCGCGGGAAAGUCAAUACAGCGAUGUACCUAUAAAUAGCUCAACUGUUCUUUGCUUGCCGAUUUAUGUGUUUGAUGCUCCUCUUGCUAGACUAGUCAAUGCUUAUGUAGAUUACUAUGACGAAACUUCUUCUGUUAUGACAAAACAGGACAUUUACGAAGAUCACAGAUUUAAACUAAAUAAUUUUUACGAAGAAGAGUAUAUUAAGUUAAAAUCUGAAGAUGCUUACGAAAGUAUGGACAUUAAAGAUGAAACUAUGGUUGAUUACAACAAUUUGAAACAACACUGCAAAACAUUGGUACUUACUCAUUCGAAGUGCUUUACGACAUCUUUAUUUGCAGCAUUGCAUAUGGGAGCAAAUAUACAUUCUUUCGAUGUUCAAUCAGCUAUGGAUCAAUGUGAGGAGUCAAUUACGGAAAUUGACAUAACUCAAUAUAUAACGACCAUUUGUGCCCAUAUUAAAAACAGCAAUCAAGGGAAUAUAUCCGUUAACGAGCUGAACAAUGCUUUGCCUUGUUUAGAUCUUAAGUCUCUACAUGGUCUCAUUAAAGAAAAGUUCUUCAAGUUGAUCAAUACAAUAUUUUGUCCAAUAGCAACUAAUAACGAAUUCUACUUUUAUAGAAAUUUAAAAAGUGUUGAUGCUGGCGACGAAAAUAUUGCAGAUAGCGACGAUGAAGUGUCGGAUAAUCACUCAGAAAUUAUUGAGUUCAAAUCGGAAGAUGUCAGUAUCUUUUCAGAAGGACCCCAUCUUUUACAAAGAACGGAGAGUGCGGUAAGUGGAAUAAGCGAUCUGGUGCACAGCAAUGAAGUUACUCCUCUUUUCUUGCACCUUAUCUGUACAUUAAAAUAUAAUGGAAGCGAGUGUACCAACACUGCAGUCAGGGUGUUACCCACAUGUUUAGGAGAGUUGAUUCAAAAUUUAGAGACUCCAACUGAUAUAAUUGACCAAACAAACAUCCAAGUGACUUUGGAUAUGUUAUGCCUUACUUUACCACCAGAUGUUCAGAACAUUAUUAACGAUUAUUCCAAACAAGGCUUUAGAAGUACAUCAUUCUCAUCUGAUUUUCAAGCUAGCAUUGGAAGUGAAACUACUGACGCAAGUUUUAAUUCUGAAAUUUCUGAGCCUCUUAAUCAUCUCUCAGAUGCACAAAAUAAAUCAAUAAUGACAUUAAACGAAGAAAUAAAGUGGCUGCUUAGGGAUGAAAUAUGUACGGCUCUGUUAGAUAAAGAACCUGUUAAGAAAGAUACUCUAGCCUAUGUCAUGAACCAUGUAACGGAAGGAGUCAGUCGUGCGACUAAAUCGUGUACUCAAGAUUCCAUUAAACUAAAUUUUGUUUAUCCGUCAACUCACAGUUAUGAAAAGUUUGUCGAGGAGUUCGCAAAUUUAAAACUUCCGUACAGUGGGUACAAGUUAUGUAAAGAAGAGGAUUUAUACUACUUAGUUAAAGAUCAAAUUGAUAGUAGCGAUAGUAGUACUCACGUACAAAGCAGCGUAGAGUUGAGCACAUAUACUGGAAACAAUUUAAGUGCGCAAUCUAGUGGAUUUCUCAAUGGGGUACCUGAGCCAAACAUAAAUGAAGUGUUCAUUACUUCCGAGGAUGUGGCUAGUACUGAUCAAAAUUGCAAGGAGCACAUUUCUCAACAGAGUGAUGUUUCAAGCAUUAAUGAUAGUGCUGCCGGAACCGAUGGAGGUUAUGAAGAAGAUGUUAGCGAAGAUUUUGAAGACUAUGAUUGGUUAAUUACUUUGAAUAAUAAAAGAGCACAUCUCCCCAAUUUUUGGCUUGUAACAAAAGUUGUACAAGAAGAAGUCACCGUCUAUUUUCAUUGCAGGUUUAUCGAAUUACCUACUGUUCAAGUCAGAAUAUAUCUAGAAGUUCAAAGGGCAGUAUGUGAAGCUGUGAGAGACCUUUGCAAAAAGAUAAAUCAACUACUCCUUUUACAAACUCUUUACGAAACUAGAACAUGUGAUGCACUUUUGGAACCUGACGACAGCAAUGAUAUGUGCAAUUCUCCUAUAUCAAGAAUUCCUUCUUUUGGAAGAAUGAAAAGUUAUGAUUACGCAGAAGUGAGUGAAGAUAGUGAUAUAAUCUCAUAUGCAACAAGUCUAACAGACGCAUCGCUGAACUUUAAAAUUGGUGAAUUCAGUUGUCCAGUUGUGUGGGAAACUCCCUUUAUUUUACACCCACGGUUAAAAACAGGUCCCGGAAAAGCCGGAUUAUCAAGAGGAAUAUUGGCAUUGAAGAAUAUUCUUGAUAAAUUCUCCGUUUCUAAUAGGAAUAAUAUGUUUGUUUAUAGAGAUAAUCAGAAAAAUGUUUUUUACUUAAGGCUUCAAGAAAAUAUGAAUUAUACUGGUAUGAAAUCAUCUAUGUUGAGAUCUAUUGAUUUUGAAUGCAGCACCGUCUCUAGAAGUCCAUCUAUUGCUUCGUUGCCAUUCUGUCAAAAUAAGUCAACAUUGACACAAUCAGAACAGAGCAUAACGUCAGCUACUUCGAGUGACAUACGUCCAAGGGUGCGAUCUUUUGGAGAAAAGGAGACGAAAGACCCACCAAACGAAGAUACUCUUGUCCUUAAAGUACAUGGAAUCAAUGAAGCAGGCUCCGAUGUUCAACAUGAUCUAGUUCAGGUUCUCCAAAACCGGUUGGAUGAUGCAGUGUUAGAGUUUUUGUCAAUUAUGCUGGCCAGGAAUGCUAUGUGUCCUUUAACGCCAGAAGACGUGCAUUUUAUUCAAAGGCCAUUUAAAUUACCAGAAGUUGUGAUCAGAUUGACAAUUCAAGAAUUUGCUUUCUGUUGGUUGGAUUCGUUUAUUCACUAUCUCAAACAGAACCUCCUCCAAUUUCUAAAUGUGCCCAAAUAUACUGACAACCGACCACACUACCACUUUAAAGAUUAUGCGGAAGAGAAUGAUCCAAAUAUAUUAACCAAUGGUGAUAAUCUUUUUCUUUACAACCAAAGUCAAAAUCCUUCUUCGGGUAGCCGUGGAAUUGCUUGUAUAGCAUUAGCUUUUGUUACUUCCCUUCAAGACUCAGGACCAAAAACCAAAUCGUUUAAUUUUUCCAAAAUGUUUGAAUCAGGGAAAUUCGCUGCUACAGUCAAUUCGGAGAUUCUCGACAAUAAUGGUACACUGUCCGAUUUCUAUCUUGAAUUUAGGCUCUGGAAACAAGGUCGUGUAAAUAUUGAGAAUUUAUCUGAAAAAUUGAAAUCGGCAGUAUCUCAAGCAUCUUGGGAUAUUAUAACUGAAUAUUACUUAUUAACAAAUCCAUUGUGUAGCGAAGACGACAAAUUAAACGAAAAUACUGGUGCGGCAUCGAUAAAAAUGGACCCAAGCGUGUUUAAUUUUGACGAAGAAAUAGAUUUUAACUGUAAUUUUAAUAUGGAAUCCGAUAAAUAUAUUAGAGAGUCGGUGAUGCAUACAGAAAAGCCGAAAAUUGACCAUUUUACGUCAAAGAAAAAGAAAAAUAGGCAGACAAUUCCUCCAACUUUUAAAUCUACUAUCAACUUCGAUGAAAGUAUUAGGCAAAGAGAACUAAUGAGAGAUCGCACAAAUUCCUUAAAAACGAAUAGGUUAAACUCUCUUGAAAGCGGAGAUUCCGGUGUUUUAUCAUCGAUUUACUCGAAAUACUUACCAGAUUGGCUUGAAUUUGGCGAUAACCUAAAUGCUCCAUCAGUCAAAAAACACAAAAUCAACCUCCAAAAUCGCCAUUUACCAAAUGUUAUAAUAGCGGAACUUUUAAGCAUUCUAAAAGAUUCAUCAAAGGCUUUUAGAUGUAUUUCUACGAGUUGUAUUCGUAACGGAAGUGAUGAUCUGUAUGUACCAUAUGUAGCUUCUAGCCUUAUACCCAAAUAUAUAAUUAUUUCGAGGAACUUCGAUCAUUGGUAUGCUACUGUUUCAGCCCAAGAUGCAAGUGAUCUGCCUGAUUUCAUGAGUCCUCAUGUUUUAAAGCACACACAGAAAUUUAUACCAGACAUAUCAAAUAAUAAGUUUAUACCUAGACAGAAAAUUCUUUGGAUAUCUGUUGAAAAUGAUUGUAUUUUAAUUUACACAUACAACUGGGCUAAAGAAAUAAUAGACAAACUUUAUACAAGCUGUUCAAAUCUAGGAUCAUGGCUUUGCGUACGGUCUUGCUUACUAAAUUCUAUCACCUCUCAAAAGUUGGGAAUAUUUCAUAACCAGCCCCUUACAAGGAAAGUAUUUAUGAUUCCCAAUAAUCCAUAUGCUAGUUUAUUAGGAAAUAUUGAUGCAACGACAACAUUUCCAAAAGAUCAUUCUCUUAAAAGGCAACAGUUGAGUUAUAACUUGCCUGCUACUUUAGAAGCUUUUAGGGACAAUUUUAAAGCCAGUAAGUUAGCAUCUACAGAUCCGGUUGUUACAUUUACAUCAGAAAUUGGCGAAAUGAAGACGAUAGAAAAAAGAAACAGAGAAGAACUGAAAACCCUUCACGCUAUGUAUCAGUCUAGAACUAGUACUACCAGUGUGCCUCAGAUAUUUUUGUUAUUACAGAACUCCAGAAUUGUUCAUUACUGUCACACACCUUUGUUGUUUCUGUCUAGGUGGCGAUUAAAAGCUGCUUCUACCAGAGACCAUUCUCUAUAUCCAUCACACGCUAUUCAAAUCACAGAUAAAAUGGCAAACGAGGACCUGGAAAUGUGGCAUACAGAAUUAUGUUAUGGAUUUUUCUCGGAAUAUAGACAUUAUAUGCAAACUCUUGGAUUCAUGCCUCUCCAAAUUGAUGAUCCUCAUAGCAGACAAGGGAUUUGGACCAAAGACAAAUCAUCUUACAAUAAUGUAUUUUAUAUUCAAAAAACUAUUUUGGGGGGCAUUUUAAUUUUUACAGUAGAAUUUUGUGAGCCAUUUUUUAUGACUAAGCUUUUGGCAAUCGAGUGUAAUAGACUACAAAACAUAAGUUCUCGAGCUUCUAUAAAUAGGUUUACCUUGAGUUUUUUGGACGAAUGUGACAGAGUUAAAAUCUUAAUGCAUCUUCACUCAUUUACAUAUGAUUAUCAUUUGAGAUGCAUUUAUAAUUAUAUAUCAGGAAAUCCAGGGGUUAACAAAGUCUGUGAUCGCUAUAAUGUACAUCAAUUUUUGGACGACUUCUUGAAAUAUUACAACAAAGCUCCUAAUUUCGCCAGGAACUUAGUUCAUACAGACACUCUUACCAUCAAAGAUUUGGUCACAGAAGGAAAGCAGCUAUUUGAGUACCUAUUACAUAAUGUCAACCAAUAUGAUUUCAAAGUGGUUGAAAUGGAAUCGCAUGAAAGUGAACCUGAAUAUAUAUUGGUACAAGUAACAAGUGCUCCUCAAGUCUCUUACAAGGAUUCCCAAGACCAACAACACACUGAUGAUUUUGACAUAACUUUGAUAGUCUAUAACCUGUGUGCUCCUUUUAGUCCUAAAGACAAUGUUUUACAUUUGAAAUAUUACUUACUUCUAACAUCUAAAAGGGAAGUCUAUCCAAAAUCUGAAAUAGAUGAAAAGUUGGGAAAAUUCAGAACAGUCUCGUCGACAGCUAGAAGUCUUUCUGCAUCAGAACGCGAACAAGACGAGUGUGAGUCUAGUUUAGAGAAAAAUCUAAAUGAAUCAGACUUUUUGAGUUCAAGUGAACAGCCAAUGACGUCAAUCAAUGUCAGCAAUGAAACAUUGAACAACGAAAAUUCCUGCAAUAAUCACCAUUCCGCUUAUUUACCUUAUGUGGAAAUUAACCAAGAAUCCGUUAAUUAUUUAGGAUAUUAUUCGUCACAUGAACAAUUAAUGCAGCAAUUAAUUUUAGAUAAAGCCAGCACGACCAAGAAAAACAUCAGGGAGAUAGUUAAGAAAGGUAUGGUUCACUGCAGAACACAUUUACUCUGGAACAGGUUGAUAUCCCCAAAAGAAUCUAGUGCGUUAACUUACGACGAAUUUUUGGAACUUAGGAAUUUGGCAAGACUGGAACAUGUCUGCAAUCUGCACCCUAAUUUGGGACCACUUCUCAACCAACCAAUUACAUGGUAUCAAAACUUUGCUAAACUCUUGUUGGUAAAAUAUGUGGACCAUACCAGAAGUUUUUACUCGGCAGAUGGCAACAUAUUGCACUAUGUUAUUUUACACCAAGAAUAUUUUAGUGCUUUUAUGCUUUUGUCUUUGGAUCUUCACACUUCACGAGGAGAAAUGUAUGCCGUGUAUAGAGAACCACAAAUGCAAGAAAAUUUAGAAUUUUCUCAGGUAUGUCAGAAGGAACUACUUGAUGGAUUCGUAAACUGUAUCUGUUUUUACCUAUGGUCAGGAAUGAUUUCCAACUGACGUUCGAAGUUUUGGCCUUAAAACUUAAUCCGAUUAAGUCAAUUAAACAUUUUUGAUUUGUUUGUUAUUUUUAAUUAGUUUUUACUAAUUCAGCUUGGUUUAUCAGGAGCUCAGUAUACUGUGAUAUUAUAUUUGUACAAAUUAAAAUAUUCCUAGUGCCUGACAAUUUAGUGUUCCGAAGUAUACUGUCGAUUUUAUAUAUUUUAUUUUAAUAUUUGACUAUUUUAAUGAGUGCCAUGUUGUGCC